CCCGGAGGGCUGGCCAUGCUGAAAGCAAGUCCUGCAUCCUCCAGGCCUCUCCUCUUCCUCUUCCUCCUCUUCCUUGGUGUCUCCCCGCAAUGCCACAAGGCCACGGAGGAUGAAUGCCAGGAACAUAAGGACUUCGUCCCUGGGCACAGCUUGGCCGGCGAGGGCAUCGACAUCACCACUCUGGAGAGGAAAGGGGCAAAGGUCCUGGAUAUGGACCAGUGGCAGAGGCCGGACGGGAGCUGCACCUUGUGCCAGAACCCCCUGCUGGAGGGGAAGCCACUCCAGAGGCUCCCGGUGGCUGCCGUCGACUGGGAAGCCAAAACCUCGUGCCAAAGGAGUGUGCAUGCCUCCUUGCAGGAGUCUGGCAUCUCUCUGGUCCUGGCAGAAGGAUCCGACGUGAAGAACGACUGGAAGGCAGGGCUGGAGGUGGAGGUGAAGCCCAAGGCCCAGGCCCAGGUGGCUCUGGCAGGAUCCCGCUCCAAGAUGGCUGAAUUCAGCCGGGAGAAGAGCUCUCAGGACAAGUACAGUUUUGCGAGCCAUGAGGUCUCCUGCUCCUACUACAGCUUCCGCGUUGGCCAUUACUUGCCGCAGAGCAGCCAUUUCAAAUACGCCGUGAAGACCCUUCCCAAAAAGUACCGGCCUGACUCCCGGCUGGAAUACCGCCAGCUGAUCCAAACCUACGGGACCCAUUUCAUACAGCAGAUUCACUUGGGGGGCCGCGUGAGGGACGUGACGGCCGUGCGGGUGUGCGAGGCAGCGCUGGACGGGGCGACCACGGACGAGGUCAAGGAUUGCCUCAGCCUGGAGGCCGCCGCCAGCCUCGGCAAAGUCAAGAUGGACGCCACCUUCCAGAAGUGUGAGGAGCUGAGGAAGAAGGGGAAUUUCAAGGGCUCUUUCCACCAGACGUACAGCGAGCGGCAGACGGAGAUUGUGGGCGGGAACAGCCAGGCGGACGUGCUCUUCUGCGAUGGGCAGAGCACGGAGCCCUUCAAGGACUGGUUGGAAAGCCUCAAAUCCUUCCCCGGCUUGGUCUCCUACUCCCUGAUGCCCAUCCACACCUUGGUGACCAAGGGGGACCCAAAGAGAGAGGGUUUGCGGCAGGCGCUGAGCGAUUACGUGAGAGAACGGGCGCUGUGGAGGAACUGCUCCCAGGCUUGCCCACCAGGGACGCGGCGCAGCGCCCGGGACGCCUGCUCGUGCGUCUGUGCCAGUGGCGGCACCACCAAUGCCAUGUGUUGCUCGCGAGCGCGAGGCCGGGGCAAGCUGACAGUGACGAUUGUGCACGCCAGGAACUUGUGGGGAGACCACUGGUCACGGACCGACGCCUUCGUCAAGGUCUUCUACAACGACAGGGAGAUGCGCACUCCCACCAUUUGGAACAACGACAACCCAGAAUGGAAGGUCCACUUGGAUGUGGGGGACAUCCAAGUCUUGGGGGAGACCAGCAAGGUGCGGGUACAGGUCUGGGACGAAGACAACAGAUGGGAUGACGACCUGCUGGGGUCGUGCGACGAACCCCUGCAAGCUGGGAAACCGCAAAAGAAAAUCUGUUAUCUUAAUCAUGGGAGCCUGGAAUACAAAUACCACUUGGAGUGCGGCCCCUUUCUGGGAGGUCCCUACUGCCUGGAUUACGUCCCUCAGAAGCCGAACUAUGUAGGUGACUUGUUGCAAUGGAAUGGCUAAGUGGACACCGUCAAGCAAAGGGCUCCUUGAGACGGUGGGCCCAAUGGAUUUCUCCCUCAAGCAUGGAGGACCCCGGUUUUUUAAUGCUCAAUGUUUUAUUAUGCUUUUGUAUAUGCUGGAAGCAACCCAGUCAGGUGGACAGGGUACAAAUAAUAAAU
Lacerta agilis (Sand lizard) is the source of this 1841-nucleotide messenger RNA. RefSeq names its product perforin 1 (gene PRF1). NCBI's taxonomy places the organism in Eukaryota, Metazoa, Chordata, Lepidosauria, Squamata, Lacertidae. The transcript has 2 exons. The coding region runs from base 16 to 1683 and encodes 555 amino acids. The record is from RefSeq and is a predicted model, not a curated record.